This is a messenger RNA of Apis cerana (Asiatic honeybee), 4757 nucleotides long. RefSeq names its product protein kinase receptor Ret oncogene (gene Ret). The record is from RefSeq and is a predicted model, not a curated record. Gene Ontology annotation, cellular component: signaling receptor complex; plasma membrane. Gene Ontology annotation, biological process: positive regulation of kinase activity; cell surface receptor protein tyrosine kinase signaling pathway; protein phosphorylation. Gene Ontology annotation, molecular function: ATP binding; transmembrane receptor protein tyrosine kinase activity. NCBI's taxonomy places the organism in Eukaryota, Metazoa, Arthropoda, Insecta, Hymenoptera, Apidae.
AUCUAAGAUUUUCACCAUGAAAUUACAAAAUUAUUCACAAUUCACAAAAUUACAUCAGUUAUUUUUAUAAUCAUAAAAUUCACAUAAAUAUUUUGCAUAAUAAAGUUACGACUUUUGUAAGUGAGAGAUAUUAUGUGAUAACAUACAAUUAUUUUUAAUAAUGUGAUAUUUUUUAUAACAUUAAAAAUCAUAAUCAAAAUUGCCAUAAUCGUGAUCGAUAAAAAAAUGAUAACUUAUGAUUGUAUGUAAAUGGCUUUAAAAAUCACAAUUACAUGAAAAUGUAACACAAGUCAUAUAAUAGAAAAAUUAUUUAGGUUAUGUUUAUCAAAAUGAUAUUGUUUUUAUAUAACUUUAAUCUUAAAGAAUGAAUUAUAUUAAAAUUAUAUUUAAAUUAAAGUGAUUUGGUGAUAAAAAUAACCUUAGAUUCACAAUAUUCCAUAUAUUUUAUGAGGAUAUACAAGAGAGUUGAAUCAGUUAUUGCGAGUCUAUAUUUUGUUGAACCUCGUUCUAUUGUCCCAAUUAUUGAUUUUGUAUUUGCAAUUGAUGUGAUGAUCAAGAGACGAAUUUAUUCAUCUCUUAUUCUGUUUGCAUCAUGGAGAAAUAAAAAUAAUUCAUUAAUUAAACAUAAUCUGUUUCAGGAACAGAAGAAUAUAUGAUGCUAUCCUCACUAUUUCUAGAUUAAGCAGAUGUAUGUCAUGUGACUAAGUAUCCGACAAAACCAAGCGUGUCUGCAACUGUGUUUGGAACUUGUCAUUAUUAUUAUUAUUUUAGAAAAUAUUAUUUGGUGAUCUCGUCUGCAAUGUCCAAGAUGAUGGCGUCCUCUAUAUAUGUAUUUUUUCGAAACAAUUGGUCGGCACAAUCUUUGACAAUCUUUUAAACAGCAUUUUUUCCCUGGAAUUGGAUCAAGAACUUUUUUAUGAAUUAUCCUAUUGCUUAUCAUAAAAUCCAGCUCUACUUUCCGCAGUCGAAUUUGACCGUAAGGAUACCAUAUCUUUCGCGAAACGGAGGGGAAUUUUCGUGGAACUUGAAAUUGCUCGAGUUGAAGACUCUUCGAAACGACUCCGAACCAAGUCACGCAAAGUAUCGCAUCAAAGUUCCCCACGAACAAAUUGCUUCGAUAGAUACCGAAACGAACACCCUAUUAUUGCACGAUCUUUCGAAAGAAGACACAUCUGAAAAUCAUACGAUCGUGGUACUGGCGAGAGAAAAUGGCAGCAACGAGGCCGUAUUGGAAAUCAAGGUGAAACCAUCGCGUGUUAAUGGAAUGCAUAUUAAUUGCACAGAUUACGUUCAGGACAUGUGUUUUUGGAAUACGUCAAGAUAUAAAAUUUACGAAAAUCAACCAAUCGCGAUGAUCGGCACAUUUGGACCUGGAUUUUAUACAAAUAUUUGCCCGAAUUUUCAUGUCACUGAUUACAAACUAUUAAACGGUACAGAAUAUUUUCACGUGACGAAGAACACGUUAUUCUCUAACGCAUUACUGGAUAGAGAUUCAUUGGGCCCAGCACCUGAAGGACCAGGUCCCCGUGUCGUCCUUCAAGUUCAAUGCGUCGUUUGGGAGGGAAUCACUGGUAUACAAUACGCGCCCAUUAAUACUUUGCACAUUGAUAUUUUGGAUCAAGACGACAAUCCACCGAUGGCUCAGGGAAAUGAUUCCAUCGCUAUAACGCUCCAAGAAUUCACCACGGGUGAUAAAUUAGUAGACGACAACAAACUAAUACUAAAGGACGCGGAUAUGGAAAGCAGCAAUAGAUACACUAUUUGCAUUCUCGGUGAUAAUAAUGAUGCUUUGAACUUCACUUAUAAUACGUUGCCAAUCGAAGCUUCGAAAGGAGUACCUUACACCGCUAUAUUUACAAGAAUUUCCGCAAAAACCACUCUCUUACCAAAGUCUCCUUAUCGGGUCAUUCUUCAAGUAAAAGACGAAUCUCUCAUUCCAGGAUAUGGGGAAAACACGUUAAACAUCACUCUAACUUUCUAUGGGCCGGAACAUCGAACAACUACGUCAACCUUAUCGCCAAUACCAUCGAACAAACAGCAAUCGUUUUCUUAUCCCUCAAAUGUGAAAGUUGCUCGAAUCGCAUCACGUUACACCCGAAUCACCAAACCAACUAGCGAACCGCAUCCCUCAAUAACAUUUACCAUUUAUGGAUCGAGCGCAUUCGCUAUCACAUACAGAGGAGGUAUAAUCUAUGUUGCUAAUGAAGAUCUGCUCAAAACAGAACCAUCUAAUUUAUCGCUUAAAGUGAAAUGGAACGGAAAAGAUCGUACUUCCUUGAAGACUAUAAGAAUCAACUUGACAACGUCGAAAAUGGACACGUGCAGCAACCACAACAAAAUCACUCGAUCGCAUUCCUGCGCCAAUGCGGAAACACCGGAGGACUGCGAAUCCAGCUGCGGGGUCGCCAGUGGAUUUUAUAGCAGAGGCAACUUUUCCGGGCAAUGCAUAUGGAGAUGGAACAAACGGUCGAAUCAAGUUUCCAUGAUGUCCGAUCAUUAUCCUACCUGCUCCCCGGAUUUGUCGUAUUGCCCCGACAAUAUGUGCGACGAGCUCGAACAAUUGGAUCCUCGGAUUUGCCCACAAGAUUGUACAGUCGAACCGGAUGUGCAUUUUGCCGAUAUGAACAAAAACGGACGUGGAAUCAAAAGUGGUUUAGGAACUUGCGCGUGCAACGAUGUGUUGCAAUGCACUUGCAAUGUGGAUCGUUUUCGUAUAAAAGAUACUGAGAAGGAUAAUAAAGAGAGAAAGGAAUCAAAAGAAGAGAAGGAGGGGAAAUCGCAAAAUCAAGAAGAUAAGAUUGUUGUAACUGGCGCUCGAAAAGUGUCUCAUGGACCGUGUGGACCUAUUUGUAUGAUAGGCGUGAUUGGAGGCAGUUUCUUCGUAUUGAUAGUGAUCAUUGGUUCUUUCGUCACAUCGAGAUAUAGAUUAGCUGCAAAAGAAGCUCGUCGAGAAGGAAAACGAAGAGUCGAUGGUGAUUCAAAUGUUGUUGGCAUACUAUCCUCCGACUAUGUUGACAGAGGAGAUGGUUUGCUUAUCGGCUUGGAUACCUUUACUGCAGCGAAUCGCCACCUUCUUCCUAAAAUGUCUCCGCCGGAUCCAAAAUGGGAGUUCCCACGAUCGCGAUUGACCAUCGAACAAGUACUCGGCGAAGGAGAAUUUGGUAGGGUGUUACGCGCUAAAGCGAUCGACAUAGGAGGAAUCCCAGGAUCCACAACUGUCGCGGUGAAAACAUUAAAGGAAAACGCGUGUGCCUCCGAAUUGGCAGACUUAUUGUCAGAAUAUCAGCUACUAAAAGAGGCUCAACAUCCGAACGUGAUCAGAUUGCUGGGCGCUUGCACCACACCCGGGGCUCCUGUCUAUCUCAUCAUCGAAUUCGCGGAGUUUGGCUCGUUGCGAAAUUAUUUAAGGCGUAAUCGACAUCUGGAAUCCGAGGCAAGAACUGGUGGAUGUUCGGCUUUAUCUAACGUCACUGUUGGUGAAACAAAUGGAACAUCCGUUUGCACAGUCAUGCCACGCGAUAUCCUCUCCUUUGCUUGGCAGAUUAGCAAAGGAAUGGCCUAUUUAGCCGACAUUAAGUUGGUUCAUAGAGAUCUCGCAGCCAGAAAUGUAUUACUUGCAGCCGAGAAAGUUUGUAAAAUUUCGGAUUUUGGAUUAACUCGUGAUGUCUAUGAAGAUGAUGCGUAUUUAAAGCGCAGCAAAGGACGAGUGCCAGUAAAAUGGAUGGCACCUGAAUCUCUUGCGGAUCAUGUAUAUACUAGCAAAUCAGAUGUUUGGAGUUUUGGUAUUCUUCUUUGGGAAUUGGUCACUUUAGGUGCAUCUCCUUAUCCCGGUGUAGACGUGCACAAUCUCUACAAUUUACUCAAAGCUGGAUACCGUAUGGAAAGACCAACAAAUUGUUCAUUACAGUUAUACAAACUGAUGAUGUCAUGUUGGCAUCAAGAAUCUGUUAUCAGGCCAUCAUUUAAGGAACUUACUAAUCAUUUGGAAAAAAUGUUAGAGGAUAGCGUUGAAUAUUUGGAUUUGAAUCCAAGAACUGUUGACAAUCAGGCUUAUUUUGCUUCGCUUCAUGCUUUGGACAGUCCAUGUAGUUCUGGUAACGAUGCUAUGGAAGAUUGUGAAAUUAAGGGUUUGAAGAUAGAUGUCGUCAACUACUUAGAAAAACCUUGUUCUGAUACGGUGACUAAGUGUGACAAGAUUGACAAGCUCCAUACUUUUUGGCAAGAAUCUCUAACGACCUCUUCCGAAAAAUCCGUUAAGUUAUAUAUAAAUGAUCAAUCAUCGAAUUUUCAAGUGAAUCAUUAUGAGAGUCCUAUCAAAUUUAAAAAUAUUAGCGUAAUCAGUAAUAGCGAAAAUGAUUUAGUCAUAUCAACGAACGGACACUUGCCAUCUUAUAUAGAUAUGGAAGGUAAGAAAUCCUUAAAGAUAAAAACAGAGAUAAAAACAGAAACAGAAGAGGAAGCAGAAAUGAAAGAAUUACUUGUUUUUGCCAAUGAAAAUGAUAUUGAUGAAAGUCAAUCUGAGGAUGUUCUAAAAAAAUCACAAAAAAAUUUAACGAAUAUGAAAAAAUAAUGAUUUUGAGACGAUAACUAGCAUAUUUUUUCAUUUGAAAAAAAUAUUGUUUUAACAAUGUUAUUUUAACAAUGAUUGUGUAUAUAUUUAUAUUAAAUCUAAAGAAAUAGAAUGUGAAAAUUUUUGCAAGCAUAAAAAAUAUUGUCAACACGUAUUUUGCUUUAUAAUAAUAAUUUAGUCUUACGAA